Messenger RNA from Arctia plantaginis, 711 nucleotides. NCBI's taxonomy places the organism in Eukaryota, Metazoa, Arthropoda, Insecta, Lepidoptera, Erebidae. The record is from the annotation of a GenBank genome assembly.
AUGGCACACUCAAGCAACAAAAGAGAAUCUCGUGCGUUGAAAAAGACGUCAUCUGGCACACUUAAAAGCCAGGAGCAGAUUAUAGAACAGUGGUUGGAGAAUGAAAUCGAGCACGAGUUCAGUGAUUUUGACGAUGAAGUGAGGACCCAAAUUUUCAGCGCGAAACCGAAUGUUUUGAUGCUGACGAGAUCUCCGACGAAGAAGUCGAGCUACAGAGACCAAGUACUCCGGUCAUUGAGGUUAUUAGAGAGCGUCAAGAAACCUCGAACGAGCAAUCAGAAUAUUAUACGGGUAAAAAUGGAUUCACUUGGAGUAAACAAGAGAGCUCCAGGACAUCGCGGACUGCAUCCCAUAAUAUUUAUAAUAAGAUUGCCUAGUCGAUUGAAUCAUUUUACUUUUGAGGGUUAUUUUGAUCUUUGGUCAAAGGUUUUUGACCAAUCAAUGUUAGAACGUUUAGUAACAUUUACAAAUCAAAAACUCAAUAGUUAUCGAGCUCAGUUCAAAGAGAGCACUAAGGUUGAACUUAUGGAUACAAAUGUCACCGAAACGAAAGCCUUUAUAGGCCUUAUGUAUGUACUACUCGUCAGUACUGAAGUGCAACGAUGCGGAUCUCCGUAUAAUAUUUGCAACCGAUGGAACUGGCCACGAAAUAUUUCGCUGUGUGCUGUCCAAAUGGCGUUUUUCUUGUUUGAUCAACUGCCUUCGCUUUGA